AUGAAUAUGAAUACAAAUAUUAACACAGAAACGAUCAAAACUCCAAGUCAAGAUGCUCAAGGUCGUUGGUAUGACUUACUAUCACCAACACAAGUACUAACAGGACAAGAACAAACAACAACUACAACGACAAUAUCAAAAAUAAAGAAAGAACAACCACAUGAAGCAACUAUACUAAUGUAUAAACGUGCUAAUCAACUAAAACAAAAACAAAAACAACAGGAUCAAACAGAGGACGUAGAAAUGGAAGAAAUAAUUCCUCUCAAUGAUACAAUGACAUUACCAGGUCCAUAUAAUCCUCAACGAAAAAUAAUGAAACGUAAAAGAGAUGAAUCAGCUAAACAAAAUGAUACAUCUAUUAUUAAAUCAUUAAGUCAAUUGUCAAUGAAAGAAAAUUCUAAGAAAAAGAAAAAACGACCGUCUUCGUCUUUGAAAAUACAAGAUAAAGAAAAUGGAAAAGAAAAUGAAGAAAAUAUGAUUCAAGUCAAUAUUAAUAAACAAACAACAUCACUACAUUAUUAUUUAAAUGCUACAGAUAAAAAAUUUAAACAAAUGUUAAAGGCUGCCUUUGUUGGUGGUAAAGAUAUUCUACAAUGGUAUAAAUCAAAAGACACUCUUCAUUAUCUACGUGAACAUACUCGUUUAGUAGAUAGAGUACAUUAUCUGAAAUUAGAAGAAGAUCUUUGGAAAAAUUAUACAAUUUAUGGGGAAAUAUAUCACUGUUGGACAUCAUCAUUAUCAAAAACAAUCAUUAAAGAUAAUAAAUUAGAAGAAGAUUAUAAAAUAUCGAAAAAGUCUAUGACAAAAUAUCGAGAAAGAAUCAAACAUCAACAACAAGAAGCUGAAGGACAAGUUGAAAAACAUGCCUUAUUAUUGAAAGAUUAUCAACAUCAAGAUUCAAGCGUCGAUGAACAACAUUCAUGGGCAGCUAUCUUAGCAUUAGUACGUAAAGGUCAACAUAAAUUAUCUCAAAAUUAUGANCUGUGUCUAUCCUGA
Rotaria sp. Silwood2 is the source of this 996-nucleotide messenger RNA. Lineage: Eukaryota; Metazoa; Rotifera; Eurotatoria; Philodinida; Philodinidae. The record is from the annotation of a GenBank genome assembly.